Molecule: messenger RNA, 1263 nt
Organism: Penaeus vannamei (Pacific white shrimp)
Lineage: Eukaryota; Metazoa; Arthropoda; Malacostraca; Decapoda; Penaeidae
Biological process (GO): regulation of transcription by RNA polymerase II
Cellular component (GO): nucleus; transcription regulator complex
Molecular function (GO): DNA binding
Source: RefSeq, a predicted model, not a curated record
GGUACGUUUCUUACAAAUUAAUUUCUUAUGCAUUAAUUUUUCGGUUAUUGUGACACAUCCAUCACCCAGAAUGUGAAGAUGAAAUAUACACAUAGGCCUAUAUCUUGCUAAGAUGGCAUAUUUUAGUUUCGCGGUUAUGUAUGCCCCGCCCCCACUGGCGGCGAGCUGGCGCGGGCGAGCCGAGGCGAGAGGUUUUGAUGUGGCCAUACUGGACGCGAACAAGAGCUGGCAACAGCGCGAGCAGGCGCGGGCCAAAGCGGGGAGGGUUGACAGUUACCUUUUCUCACUUGAACCGCUCGGGAAAUAUGGAUAUUGACACCCUUAUUACGGAAGUUUCUAUGACUCCCUGUAUUUGGGAUGCGUCACAUAAGCAGCACAGCGACAGAACAGUUACGGCACAGCAGUGGAAAAGGAUUGCAGAAAAACUGGGAGUUUCUGACGAAGCAGCGAAGAAGAAGUUUAAGAACCUCCGCGACCAGUUCAGACUCGAACUGAAGAAGAUUCCCCUGGAGAAAUCAGGGGACCCGGAGUUACGCAUGGAGGAGUACCUCACCAUCUGGCCGUGGUUCAGAAAGAUGUACUUCCUGAAGGACCAGAUCCUGAGACGGGCGAACGCUGGCAACUCGAGCGGGACUUCGGCGAAGAGAAAAUACGACCCGGACUUCGUUGAGGGCGACAUGGGAGACCAGCCUUCGCCCUUGCAAGUCUUCGAUGGGAUUCAGACCUACCUCUCGAAGGGCCAGAGCGAAGACUCGGACUGCUCGAAGAAAAUGAAGGAAUCGAAUCUGCAGGUCAAUUUUCUCGAGUUGUUGAGGACACAAGCGGAGGAAGAGAGAGACGGUGAUAGGAUGUUCCUGCUGAGUCUGUUGCCCGCGAUGAAAGCCCUCGAACCACAGCGAGCUUGCUUAUUUCGUAUAAAAGUGCAACAGUUGCUGUACGAGGCACAGUUUUCUCAGGACUUCGGCCAGACGUUUUCAGAAUAAACUACCGGUCGAUUUACAAUGUACAUUUGAUAAAUUUACGUCAUAUACCUUUCCACCUGUUCAGGAAAAUAUUUUCCUCUCAAAACUCAAGAUUUGGCAAUAUUUCCGGUUUCUUGUUGCGUGUCUUAAUCCCAUCCACAUACAAAAUGUUAAAAAGACGGACUGUGCAGAAAAUCAUAUAGGUACUUUAAUAAUUCUAUUAGUUAUUAUAUUUUUAUAUAAUAUGAAUGUUUAAGCAUUUUUUGUUUAACGAGUCUUCAAUAAAUUACAAUAUCACAUU